Molecule: messenger RNA, 705 nt
Organism: Salvelinus sp. IW2-2015
Lineage: Eukaryota; Metazoa; Chordata; Actinopteri; Salmoniformes; Salmonidae
Exons: 2
Coding region: 1-705 (234 amino acids)
Source: RefSeq, a predicted model, not a curated record
AUGACAGAGUCCAAACCCCACCCCCAUGCAUCACCACCCCUACCCCACCUCACGCAUCAACCACCUACCCACCCCACGCAUCACCACCCCCACCCACGCAUCACCACUCCCCACCCCACACCACGCAUCACACCCCCACCCACCCCACGAUCACCACCCCACCCCCCCCGCAUCACCACCCCUACCCCACCCCCACGCAUCACCACCCUACCCCACCCCACGCAUCACCACCCUACCACCCCCACCAUCACCACCCCUACCCCAGCCCCACCCCAGCCCACCCCACCCCAAGCCCCACCCCCACCACACAUCACCACCCUACCCCAGCCCCACCCCAACCCCACCCAUCACCAGCCCCACCCCACCCCACGCAUCACCACCCUACCCCAGCCCCACCCCAAACCACCCACCAUCACCAGCCCCACCCCACCCCCACGCAUCACCACCCCUACCCCAGCCCCACCCUCACCAGCCCCACCCCACCCCACGCAUCACCACCCCUACCCCAGCCACCCCAAACCCACCCAUCACCAGCCCCACCCCACCCCACGCAUCACCACCCCUACCCCAGCCCCACCCCAACCCCACCCAUCACCAGCCCACCCCACCCACACAUCACCACCCACACCCACCCCACCCAACACCAGCCACACCCCAGCCCCACCAAUCACCACCCAACCCCACCCCACCCAUCAACCAUUGUGA